Messenger RNA from Dermatophagoides pteronyssinus (European house dust mite), 578 nucleotides. RefSeq lists its product as uncharacterized. The record is from RefSeq and is a predicted model, not a curated record. NCBI's taxonomy places the organism in Eukaryota, Metazoa, Arthropoda, Arachnida, Sarcoptiformes, Pyroglyphidae.
AAAAUCAACAUCAACAGAAUAAAAAUUCUUAUUACAUUUUUCAACAAUCGAUGAAUACAUUUAAAAUGGCCAUUCGAUUUUGGUUGUUGUCAUUAUUAUUCAUCAUUACGAUAUCAGCAAUCGAUUGUAUUAAAGUAGUAUCAUUAAAUGUACCACCACAUGUACGAAAAGGAUCCGAUUUACAAUUAUCCUGCCUGUUUGAUUUGGAUAAUGCAACACUUUAUUCAUUAAAAUGGUUUUACAGGGCACAUGAAUGGGAUCGUGAUGAACAGGAAUUUUUUCGCUUUACACCAAGACAUAAACCAUAUAAACAGGUAUUUCCAUUAGAUGGUAUUCAAGUUGAUUUAUCCAAAUCAAGUGGUUCAAUUGUUUAUAUACGUCGUGCAUCAAGUAAAACAAGUGGAAAAUAUAAAUGUGAAAUUAGUGUUGAAGAUACAUUUCAAACGGUUGCUGCCGAAAAACUUAUGACCGUUUUUAAUUCAUCAUCGGACCAUUUAUUCAUUAACUAUAUAAUUAUCAAUUCAUUAAUAAUAUUGUUCGGUAUCAUUUGGAUUAUUCAUUGAUCAAUGGACACACAC